Messenger RNA from Physcomitrium patens, 1324 nucleotides. RefSeq lists its product as uncharacterized. Lineage: Eukaryota; Viridiplantae; Streptophyta; Bryopsida; Funariales; Funariaceae. The record is from RefSeq and is a predicted model, not a curated record.
UAGAAGCUGCAGUCUUUUAUCUUCGAUCGGAUCCCCGCUACAACAUCUCGCACCUAAUCCGCUUGCGCCGAACUCUACCUCAAUUCGUGCCAUUGGUCUAAAUCCAGCGCGAAAAUCUAGUUCAGAAAUAGUUCGCUGGGGGCGCUUGCUUGCUUGUUUUCUGGGGCAUUGUGAAGUUUGCAAGGUUUGGUUUAGGGGAACAUGUCGGGGGCGACGUUGGCGACGGGACCACGGAUUCCGAAGCACGAUGCCGAGACGCGAGGGGAGAAGUAUGAUCGGCGGGCGGGUGAUACCGCCGGGCUGGGCGGGAUUAUGGGUUCGUUGCGCGUGAUUGAGCUGCAGCUCGUCGCGUUCAUCAUCGUUUUCUCGGCGUCUGGGCUGGUGCCCAUCGUGGACCUCGUCUUCCCGGUUUUUUUGACGAUUUAUGCCUUCUUGUUGAAUAGCCUGGUAUUUCCCAAUUACGGCAACCCGGAGUCGUUGCAGGUGUUCCGGGGCAACCGAUUGUUUCAGGUGUACGUGAUUCUAGGGACUGUGAUAGGGCUGUUCCUGCCCUUGGCGUAUGUUUUGGGUGGGUUUGCACGCAAUGACCAGGAUGCGGUCCGUGCCGCUACCCCACACUUGUUCCUGCUCUCGUUUCAGGUGCUGAGCGAGAAUCUCAUCUCUGGGUUGAACAUCUUCUCGGUGCCGGUUCGCGCUCUGUUGCCCAUUCUCUACAGCAUACGCCGAUUGUUUUCGCUGAAUGGGUGGGUCAUUUCUACCUGGUUCACCACCAACAUCACCAACGACGUCCGCAUCCAGGACGAGUACUGGAUUUGGUUUGGUCGUGUUCUGUCGGCAGCCAAUGCUAUCUACUACACCAUCAACACAUUCGGAUUCCUGAUACCUAUGUUCUUGCCGCGAGCCUUUGAGAGCUACUUCCAGGACAGAGCAGAGUACAAGCAGGAGCACCCUAAGCAGGAGAAGACCAGUGCUGGAAUCCAUCUUCCAUCGAAGCUACCAGUUCCAUCGCUUCUGAGGAAGGACAACCCCGUUGAGGAGGACAAGAAGAAGUGAUUUUCCCCGACAAUUAAUGUCGCUACUCAUGUUUCUUGUUUGUUAGUAUAUAAAUGAUGUAGAGCAAUUUGAGCGGAUGAGAGUAGUAACAAAUCGAGAAUUUAAAGUCUAUACUGUAAAUACUCGACAUGGGUUUAGCAAGGUGACUGAAUAUACAUCUGGAAAUAUUAGCACGGUUGACCGUAAAUAUGAGUUUCACUAGCUAGCGUCCUGUUGUGCAUUCACUAUACCUUAUACAAUACCACUUGAACAGUGGGAUUUCACAUCUUCA